Molecule: messenger RNA, 10096 nt
Organism: Solea senegalensis (Senegalese sole)
Lineage: Eukaryota; Metazoa; Chordata; Actinopteri; Pleuronectiformes; Soleidae
Gene: crybg1a
Product: crystallin beta-gamma domain containing 1a
Exons: 23
Coding region: 81-9434 (3117 amino acids)
Source: RefSeq, a predicted model, not a curated record
CAGCUGCUGUAGUAAGCAGCAGCAACAACCCGCUCUGCAGGUCCAGCAGCAGCAGCAGAAAACAACACAAUCUUCUCACCAUGAGCAAGUCCAGCUCGCUCAAAGUCAAGAGUUUGUUUAAGUUUAAAUCCCCCGACAAGGAGAACAAGGGGGUGAAGCGCGCUGCUUCACUCGGGGAUGGAGCUGCCACUCACAGCCCGCCGGGGGGGGAGAUGCCCGGGACGUUACCGACGAGCCCGGAUCCUCUCAGCCCGGGAGACAGCGACACACUUUCACCGGUUUCCCCGAAAGAGAAGAAGCCCCGGCGGCUGCUGUCGCUCAAGCUGAAGCGGAAAAAAUCCAAGCGCAAAAAUGAGGACGUCUUCUUCCCCGAGACCGAUGAACUGGACAGUUUUUACAGCCAGAGGAGCUUUGACCAGAUGAGCGUAACGACUGAGUGCAGUUUCCAGACUGAGUCGGACUGGGACCCAUAUUCUGAGUGCAACUCCAUGAUCAGCUUUGACAUGACUCAGCCGUACAGCCCGACCUCACCCUCCAAAUCUCACAAGAAUUCGGAGGAGAAGAAGGGAGUGUUUGAUCGCCUCAGCAACUUCUUCAGCUCCAGGAAAAAGAAGAGUAGUAGGCACCAUUCAAACGCCUCCAGUGAUGACCACUCCACUGCGUCCCCGCCGAUGUCUCCGCAUUCACCCGAGUAUGAGCAGCAGGACGGGCUGAAGACGCCCACUCCCCCCCGAAAAAGUGAGACCACGGCGGGAGCAGAUGGAGGCGAUGCGGGCAGCCGAGGCUCGAGUCCCAGCGCCGCGAGCGUGGUUUCUCUGAUAACAGACGAGGCGGACCUCCCAUUUGCGGACAGCAACAGCAGUGGUCAGAGCAGCGUGAGGGAGGUUUACGUGGGCAGGAUCAGCACGGCCCCAGGUGAAAAGAAUUCUGGGAAUGUGACUCCCACCCUCCUGGACCCUGACACCACCACCACUGCUGAUCUGAGCUCAGGUAUAGGCUUCACAGAGUCAGUGGUGGAGGAAGUCAACAAAAAGCUGCACGUUCAGUUACAAGAACGCAUUCUGACAAACACGGAGGGCCCCAGUGAGGACAGCACAAUUAAUCCAACCACUCUGAUAACGUUUAAAAAAUCCCCGUCCAUCACAGCCGACGUUCCAAAGUCACCCAACUUAACGUCUAUUAGCUUAGCAUCAAAGAAAACAUUUGUGACGGUCGGAGAGAAAGGGCACAGCAGUGCUCUGACAGGAAUAAGAUUAGGAUCCCAGUCUUCUACCUCACACGUCACCACAAACAAACAGGAAGAUAAACGGAGAGCGAGGAUAUUCUCUGGGGAAACGACAGUCAUGACAUGGGGCCCUUCAACUGACACAGAGGAAUUAGCCAGAAGUGAUUCUCCGGUACAGCUUCACAAAGCCAUCUGGGUGGAAACACACCUGGGAGAGGAGGGGGAGCAAGACUGGGAUGUACUGACAGAAAGGGAGGAGGGCUCCGGAGCAGACUCACCUCCCGUGUUGGCUAUACCUGUCACAGUAAUUCCUGAGGAUGAAUCUGUAACUGCAGACGGCCCCUCUUCCCCCCCAGAGACUCCGCCGCCCAGUGGCAGCCUGCCACAAGCAGCCACAACCCCGGCUGUGACCACGGGGGAGUUGCACACAAACUCAGCGCAGCCAGAGGAGCCUUCCACUGGCACAGACUCAACGAAAAGUUCACUUCCUCCUGAGAAACACAGAACCAGAGAAAACCGUGUCACGCGCAAGACUGUCAAUCUGCCCUCGAAGCACAGGGCUUUUGCCCAGAGGGUGAAUCUUAGCCCAGAGUCAAGUUUAGAGGCGAGUGAAGCGGAGCACAGCAGAGAUUCACCUUCAAAGACUUCAGAUCAAGUGCCAAGCCUCCAAAGCAACAGCACUGCAGAGCUCAAGCAAACCAACCUUGAACAUCCAACAACAGAUGAGACUGCACUCUGUGACCCAAACACAUCUGAGAUUCUAGCUGAAGGAAGAGCUGACUCAGUGUGCUCCGACCUCGAGGACGCCUCUGCAAAUGUGGACAUGCACAGACCAAAGCCACAAGCACCGGGGUCUGGCAAAAAAGGCCAAGAGUCAACCCAGGCUGCGGCCUCUAAAGGAGGGCCCAAAGCCAGUGGAGCAAAGACCCCAACCUCUGCUGCUGGAAGCAAAACCAACAGUGUCUCAGUGAAAGCAAAAGUCUCCACAGACGGCACAAAAGUUUCUAUGUUACCGACUUUAAAAGAUCAUAGCACCAGUGUUUCUUCAAGUACAGAGGGUUCAAAGUCUAAAAUCCCCAAAAGGGCAGCGUCAGAUGCUGAUGUGAAAUCACCUGGGACGCCAGAUAAAACAGCAGCCACUGAUGCCUCAGUGGUCACUUCUAAACUACAAAAGCAAACUAGAACCAAAGACUCUUUGAAAUCUGUGGUCACUCCGGCCAGAGCUGGCAGGAAACCAAGUUUUGAUGAAGCAAAGGGAGGGAAAACUUUGUCAGGAGAAGUUUCUCCCACAAAAAGCACAUUCAGGAAAGGAACAAAGCUUAAAGAGAAGUCAGAGGGGGACAGUGGCUCUGUUAGCCUGGUAAAUGGCUUGGAGAAAGAUCAUAGGGAGAGCACUGUUAAAACAGUGCACACACCUGGAAAGGAAAGCAUGGAUGUGAAAAAACAGUCACAGAGCCAUCUGGAGAAUAAUGCCUCCCCGCCAUCAAAGAGUCGCUUACCUAUUUCAUCUCCGACACGGAAGACUAUGGAUGAUACGACACAAGUCAGUGGCACCAGCUAUAAAAAACCUGCGCAGACCGAGACAGACAGAGCGGAGAGAACGUCAGACAAGCAUGAAGCAGAGAGACGUGGUCGUGACGCACCUUCCUCCCCUCUUCAAAGUUCCAUGAAAGGAGGAAUGCUUUCAACAAAACCAUCCAAACACCUCCCUAAAAGGAGCCAUGAGGAGAGUGACUCUUCCGCCCCAGGUGUCUCUGCACCUCCUGCGGAGCCACAGAAAACCUCCAGGAUUUCCAAACAGACUGAAAACAUCAAACAACAACAGCAAAAGAGUCCAGUGAAGGAUCCAGCUGAUUCCUUAUCAUCUGUGAGCAGACUUCCAACGCUGGGUCAGAAAAGCUCCAACAAAAUGAAAGUCAAAAAUGUGAGAGAAUCUGAGAGUUCUGCAAACACGGUGGACUCCAGUCAAAACUCUGACAAGGCAGCAGCAGUCAAAGCAUCUGAUGACGUGGAGGACAGCGUCACUCAUGACAGACUUAAAUUAGAGGAAGGAGAACACAACAUUACAAAACCUUCAGAUGAACAGUCAUUAGAAGAAAAUGAAUCACAGAGUGGGAUUUUAAAAAUUCAGCCAACACAAAACAGUGAUGCAAUCAUCACACCAUUAGCAGACCCAGUGUCUACGUUCUUGUCCAGCAGUGACGUUGUUGAAGCCACUGAUGUCUCUGGUGUCAAAGACGCUGAGGCACACGGCCAGAAAAGACCGUGUGAAGAUAAACCUCAAACAAACAUGCAGAUUUCUCCUGAACAAGCAUCUGACACACAACGCAAUGACACAACAAAAGAGGCGCAAACACAGCUAGUACUACAAAGUUCUCCCCAAGGAGAAGAUAUUUUAGAAACAACCCAGAUAAUAAGAAACAUUAAACCAGAUUUCAUUCAGGAGGACGAGCCAAAGCCUGCAGUGGUUGACAUAAUCCCUUCCCAUGAGCAUGUAACCGAUAUGUCGGCCAAACCUGUAGCGGUUGAUAGCAAACGCUGUGACAUAAUGACCCACUCUGAUGAGGGUAGUGUCUCUUUAAAAGAAACAACAGAGGUCACUGCUACAGAAGAAAUGACCUCAAGUAGUUGUGCUGCUAAAAUGAGGUUAAAAGAUGAAGAUGCUGAGCUGAAGGAGGCCGUUUUAUCCACUCCAAUAAACCUGGCCAAUAUAGAGCAGCAGAUAGAAAUCAAGGAUCAAACAGUAAAUGAAAUUAUUGACAAAGUUCCGUCCUCCACAUUGGUCACAGAGUCAGUGAAAAUUUUUGAGGUGGAAGAGAAAACUAACGAGGAGGUUGGCAGAAAACCACCAGAGGAUUUGGACAUUCAAACAGAGACUGUGACUGUUUGUAAAGUACCCAAGAAUGUUGAAAAUAAGUUAGACAAAGAGCCUCUUUUACUGGCAGGAAGGUUUGAACGUCAGAAGAAAGAGUCAGAACCAAAGGACAAGCUGAACGAGACAGCAGUGGAAAACACGGACUCGCGGCACAGUUGCCAAGAGGAGCUCGACAGCAAAACCAACGAGGCUGAAACAGAAAAAGAUAUUUCAAAACCAGAGGAACCGCAUGAUCCAACAUCAGAAGAGAAGUCAGAGGACGGACAGCAGACGGUAGAUAUAGACGCCCUGGAGGAGAAGAGGACAGAGGCAGCGCAAGAAAGGAGUGAAUUUAAUGAAGCUACACCCAGUGCGUUUGAUUCAAAUCAUGAGAUUGUUUUGAAAGAAAAUAAAGAGAGUGGUGGUGAGGAAGCCCGGCAAGCCGAGCAGCAGAUGACGACUGAACAGGAGCCCAAACUACUUUUGACUGAGGAUGAAGUCAAGAAUGUCACCACAAAGGAGGAAGAAAAACAUGCGGAUGAUGUCAAAGAAAAACAAAAUGCAGAAAUUAAAGCCAUAAUCUCUAUCACACCGGACGCUGCAGGUAAUAAAAAAGAUGAGAGUUUACCAAAUGAGACUCCUCAGUCUGAAGGUAACAAUCAAGCAGAUAAGAAAGCCUUAAUUCACAAAGACCAAGGUGGAAAUAUUGAUAAGAUAGAGGCAAAUGCUCAUAGAUCAGCAGAAUCCACACGUCCAGAUACUACAGUUGUGCAGAAACCCGAGAAACAAAAAGCUCCAGAGAAGAAAACAACAAAAAGUGACAUUUUGCAAAUGGCACCAACUCAACAAGUGCUAACUGUUAGCGCUGAAGCUCAGAAUGCUCAUAAAGACACUGAAGAAAAGACUGAAACUAUUGUUUCAUCAGAAAAGGACUUGGUGAGUGAGACGUCAGUUGUUAAUGCAGACAUUAAAGAUGUCGAAGAUCAGAAGUCCGUAACUGUUAAAGACACCGGGGACAUCAAUAACAUGGAUAAAAACAAAUCAACCAAAGCUGAAGGUCCAGAGACAGAGAGAAUUAAAGCUGAAGAUCAAGAGAGCAGAGAAACAGAUGCGACUCAAGAACUCAAACCUGAAGUUACAAAUGAAAAGACUGAAAUAAAGGAUUCUUCUUUAGACAGUUUGACGAAUGAGACAGCAGUCACUGACAUAGAAGUUAGCUCCCCUAAGGACCAGACACCUAUAAUUGUUGGAAACAAAAUGAAGAGCCUGAAAAAGGGAGAGAAGAGGGCAACAACAGAGUCCAAACAACCAACUUUUAAUCCAGAACCAAAACAGGUAACAAAAGCUGUGGAGCAGACACGUGAAAACUCAACUCAAGAACUUGACUCCAUAAGCAGCAACGAUACAAAAAACAACACUGAAACUGAGGAUAAUGUGAACACCAACAGUGAUGUGAACAACCAACAGAUCCAAAAGCCCAUAACUGUAAGUGACCAAGAUAAGAACACUACAGAACCACAUACUGACCUAAAGCAGAAGACACAAACAGUAAGAACUGAGAGAAGCUCAGAAAACCAUAUUCAAAAAGUGAAGUCUGAAAACAACAAAACUCAGAGUGACAAGGGAACAAAAGACAAGACUGAAACGAAGGAUUCAUCGACAAAGAGUCUGUCAGCAACUGUGAAAGUUGACUCUGAGGUCAGUGACCAAAAAGACAAGAUGUCCUCAGCUUUCAGUGGUGAACAUGUGGUCAAUCAAAUAUCAGCAGAUGCUAAAUUAGCUGAAAUAUCACGCGUCUCCACUGCUGUUCGUAAGAGUCACAAGAUGCAGAAACCGAAAAGCUCGACAAAAGAAUGUGUUCAAGAUGAGAAGAAAGUGGCAAAGCAAGAGGAUCAGCACAUAAACACGUCCACGAUGGACAUGAAGCAAGAUUCAGAAUCCAUUGUUGUAAAAGACGUGUCUCGCAAAGAAGUUGGUGGAGAACAGUCUGACGUUAUUUUAGAUCAAAUACACAUAAGUGUUGAAGACCAGAAGAAAGAGUCCAUCAUCAUUAGUGUUUUAAAAGACAAACUGCCACCUUUAAAAGAGGAGAACAUCCCAAACCUCACAGAUCCACAAAACCCUAUGAAGCCAAUAAUCAAUGUGCCAGCAAAGUCUUCCGCUCCAUCUCAAAGCCCUCAGCUAAAGAAAGAAUCUCCAUCCAGCUGGUUAGACGUGGAACAUCGUCAAAAACAGAAGAAGGAAAACAAAAAAAGGCUUGAAGCCUCAGUCAGUGAGGAUGAAUCCGUGGAGACUGAUGACUUUGAUGAUUUUAUCCGGAGCAUCAAGGAGGGCGGAAUUCCGUUUUCCCUCCCUCCAAAGAGGCACGUCCGUAAAAAGUCCCCAUCUCCACCGUUUGCCAUGCCAGCCAUUAAGGAGGACCGCUUUGAGAAGACAUUUGAUCCUGAUGAAUUUCAGUUUGGCUUAAGGAAAAAAGACAAACUGUUCAAGGAUCCCUCACCAGCUAUGGUGAUCAAACAAAACGCAGCGAACAGGGAAGGACGGCGUCUCGACAAACGUAAUGCCCCGUCCACGUCCAAAGACAAAAACAAAUCAUUUGAUGAGGUGGAAGGAAAGGGGGGACACACAAAUUCAUUUUCUGACGCCGGAAAUGAAGAGGAACAAAGCAACGGAGAGGAGCCUGGGAAGUUCUCGUCAAGACUUGAAAGGAUGUCCAUCCUCUCCAGCUUACGCUCCACCAGGAAGACCAAAGAGGAAACUACCUCUGGCUUAAGUAGCUCUUUUUCAUCAAACCAACAAGACUCGGCCUCUCUUGGAAAGCAGGGUGUUGACUCACCUCUGCAGGGUGGAGCAGAUAAGGAGGGUGUGAAGGAACAAGGACCUCUUGUCAGAGAUGGUAAAAGUGUAAUAAAUGAGUCACUUGACGACUCCUCCUCCUCCUCCUCCUCCUCUCCUCCUCCUCUUCCCAUGUUCUCAGAGAUCAAGCUGCCAGAUCAUUUGGAGAAAUACCUCAAGAAGUCAAAUAAAGAAUCGGAGGCCUCUCCUGGCUCCUCUCAGAGUCCUCAAACUGAACUCAAUCUAGAGCGGAGUACAGUUAAAGACCAGGCCUUGAAAUCACAACGACCGAACAUGGAUGUGGGUCCUCAGGGUUCUGCUGCACCGCCUCCAACCACCGUACAACACAGACGAGCAAUGAAGACAAGGGUCCCUGCAGUGAGAGGCAUCCACAAAAGGCCUGGAAAGAUUGUAAUACAUGAACAUGCUCAGUUUGGAGGGGAAGCGCUGGAGUUCUUCCGCGACGUGGAAGAUGCCACCGCGUUGAAGCUGUCUCCUGUCAUCUCAGUCAGAGUCAUCAGAGGAUGCUGGCUGUUGUAUGAAAAACCUGGCUUCCAGGGUCGCAUCAUCGCCCUCGAGGAAGGUCCCACCGAGCAGAUAGUGAACGUAUGGGCCGAUGAGGAAACUCCAACAACACUGGACCAGAAUGGUCAGCCUGUUCCAACUGCACCUCUGGUCAUAGGUUCCAUCCGAUUGGCAGUCAGAGACUACAGCGUUCCCAGGAUUGACCUGUUUUCAGAGGUCAAUGGGAUGGGGAGGAUGGCGUCGUACUGCGACGACACUAUAGAGAUCGGCUCGUAUGGGAUCCCACAGACCACUGGCUCCAUUAAGGUCCAUUCAGGCGUCUGGUUGGUGUGCAGUGAUCCAGGCUUUGGAGGUUUUGUAGGAGUUCUAGAGGUGGGAGAAUAUCCCUGUCCAGAGAGCUGGGGUUUCGCUGAGCCCUUCAUCAGCUCCCUCAGACCUCUACACAUGGGAGCAAUACGAGUGGAGAACCCUCACGAAGUCAAGGCUUUAUUGUUCGAGAAGCCUAACUUUGAUGGAGAGUGCAUGGAGGUGGACAGCCAUGUGUACAGUCUGCAAGAAACAGAAGAAGAAGAGGAAACAUCUAAAUGUGACAAAUAUAAGAAAACAUUGCCCACAGUGGGCUCUAUAAAGGUCCUCAGUGGUCUCUGGGUGGGCUAUCAAGAGGAAGACUUUGAGGGCCAGCAGUACAUUCUAGAGGAGGGAGAGUAUCCACACUACAGUGACUGGGGAGCGUCUGAGGAUGGGAUCCUGUCCCUCCGGCCUGUGUGCACAGAUUUCCAGUCUCCACACGUUAAACUGUACAGCGAGAGAAACUGUGACGAGCUGGGUCUCAACGUGAAUUUGCUUGGUCCUGUCCUCAACAUGGAGGGCAUCAGCCACGGGACCAAGACUCAGUCUGCCAACGUCAUGAGUGGAGUAUGGGUGGCGUUUGAAAAGCCUGGAUUUGGUGGAGAGCUCUAUGUGCUGGAGAAAGGCCUGUAUGCAAACCCAGAUGACUGGGGAGCCCAGAACUUCAAGAUCUCAUCCAUACAGCCAGUCUUCCAUGAAUUGCUGAUGGGCUCUCCAAAAUUCAAGGUGCAGCUGUACUCUGAGCCAGACUUCCAGGGAAGGCUGGUGGCUCUGGAGGAGAGCACAGCAGCUCUGGAUGAGGACUUCAUGCCCAAGUCCUGUAAGGUGCUGACUGGCAGCUGGGUGGCCUAUGAAGGAGCUGAGUUCACAGAGAACAUGUACGUGCUGGAGGAGGGAGAAUACUCCAACACUGUGGCCAUGGGCUUUCCGUCCUCGGACUCCACCAUCCGCUCCAUACACACCGCUGGACACGAGCUCUCGCUGCCCUCCAUCAGCCUGUUCAGCAAGGCUAACUGCAGAGGUCGCAGGGUGGUGUUGACCGGCGGAGCCGUGAACCUGCAGCUGAUGAGCCUCAACACACGCAUACGAUCUGUGCUGGUGGAGGGAGGAACGUGGGUGUUGUAUGAAGGCAGCAACUACCGUGGUCGACAGCUGCUUCUUCAGCCGCGUGAAGUAACCGACUUGUGCAAGUUAAACGGCUGGCAGCGGCUGGGAUCCCUGCGUCCGUUACUUCAGAAACAGACUUACUUCUGCCUGCGGAAUAGGGAGACAGGAUGUAUAAUGUCUCUGACAGGAACUCUGGACGAUGUUAAGCUGAUGAGGAUUCAGGCUGUGGAGGAGACGGGAGGAGCCGAGCAGAUCUGGCUCUAUCGGGACGGACAGCUCACCUGCAAGCUGGUGGAGGACUGUUGCCUGGAGACCUCGAGCAAUGUGGUGAUGGCGGGAAGUCGACUUUGUGUUUCCCCAGAGCGAGGCAAGGAAAAUCAGCUGUGGAACAUCACACCUGACGGCCUGGUGCACUGCCAUUUCAAACCUGAUCUGGUCCUGGAAGUCAAAGGUGGUAAACAAUAUGACAGGAACCAGGUGAUUCUCAACACAUUUGAUGAGAGAAAACUGAACCAGAGGUGGACCUUGGAGAUCCUAUGAGAAGAGGAGCAUUUGGUCCCCACAGCCCUCUCCUGCAGCUGCGUCACAGGGCACUGAGCUCUGUGAAGCAGCUGCAGCGUGUGACCCAAAAACACUUCACUCCUUUAUUUUUGUUUUGACUUGGUUUACUCUGGACCAAUAGUGUGACAACUAACUAAACUUUAAAGUGCAUGCUCUUACAUAGCAGUUGAUGAAAUGUGUUCCCUCUUUUCCUAAAAAAUGGAUAAGUAAAGUAAAAAGUUGCUAACCAAAGAAUGUGUUUUAACAGCAUGUAGUGAAAAAUCUGCCCUGUUUCAAUGCUGCAUCUCUCCAUCUUACCUUUCUACUGCAUGGUUUCUAUGAUCUUACUGCUGACAACUAUGAAUGUUUACGUCAACACUGAUGUGCCUACACUCCACGAUUUAAAUGUCUAAAUGAUGUGAUAUCCAAAUAAGUCAAAGAUGACCUAUUGUAAAGUUUUGAUAUUAUUCUUAGAAUCCCAACAGAUUUUUACACAAACUGUACUUUUCUUCAUUUGGUUGUACAUAAGCAUUAAAUGUAUAGUUUUUAGUAGAAAUAAUUUCAAGACAGAACUGCAGCUACAAUGUUGCCCACUGUUAGUUGUAAAUAUGUUGAUGUGAAAUGAGGAAACUGUUACACAUGAAAAUAAACAAUUGGUUGUA